UUUCAUUCUUUUUAUGUCGCUCCAAGAUCGCCCCUCCACUCUGAAGCUGUCUCCACUGUUCACUCCUCUCUCUUCUCCGCACAACCACCCGCACCCGCCCUUCUCUCCCUCUGCUUCCUCACUCUCAGCUCCCCACUCUUUUCAACAUGUCUGCAUUCCUGCUGCCUGCGUCUUGCCGCUGUCCUCAGCGCUCCAUGCUCUCCCACUUUGUCACGCCGCCCACCACCGCCCGCAGAGCCAGAACCAGAACCAGGGUCAUCACCACCGCCUCGAGAUCACGAAGCAGCCUUGUGUCCCAGAACGAGAUCUCUGCCUCAUCCUCGUUCGCCUCCCAACCCUUCCUCCUCAACGCCAAUGUCAGUCAGUCAGAGACCAAGAUCUUCGCACCUCUCUACCAGAUGGACACACCUCUUCCUCCACAGUACCGCUACCAGCUGCCAUUCAAUGCACCUCCCGCACCAGCUCCGUCGCCAUCUCACCAGCAACACCAACACGUAUACCCAUCUCAUCAAGAGCGAGUAAAGCGACAGGCAUCGUUGAGACACGCCUCGUACGCAUCCCGGACGAUCCCAGCCAUGAUGGGCCCAGCACCACGACCCAGCAAGAUCCAGUUCGACAGGGCGUUCCUUGACCUGGUCAAGAGACGACUGGAUGAGGACAUGCACCAUGCUAGCCACCACUUUGAUUAUUGUAAAGACAAACCCCUGCGCGAGGCUGCUGUCUUCAUGCCUCUCUGCAUCGUCAAGGGCGUCCCCAGUGUGCUGAUCACGGUCCGGUCAAGUAAUAUGAGGAACCAUCGAGGAGAGUGCAGUUUCCCUGGCGGAAAACGCGACCCCUCGGACGAGAGCUGUCUGGCCACAGCUCUACGGGAAAUGGAGGAGGAAGUCUUUAUCUCCCCGAAGGACGUCGAGAUCUUGGGCGAGUACACAGCCAUGCCCAACAAGGACUGCACCAUGCGGGUCCAACCCUAUGUGGGAUUCAUUCGUACGCCGAUCAACGACGUGAGCGAGAUCCGGUUCAAUCCAGACGAGAUCCAGAAGGUGCUCACCAUCCCGAUCGACCAUCUGUUGGAUCCACAGAACUGUAAGCGUCUGGUGCGAUUCAGGGACUCCAAGUAUAUGUAUCCGGUGUGGCAUGUGGAAAAGGAAGGAUGUGAUGUCUGGGGCUUGACUGCGUUUAUUAUGGACGGUGUGCUGAGGAGGAUCAUGAAGCAGGGUCCUAUGGGCGCGAUGAUCUGUCCGGAGGGCGCCAACAUCCCGAGGUAUAAACCUCUGCCUGCGCCCGAGAUCCCUGGUGCUGCUGCUGCUACCGUAUGAUCCUACGACUCUUUUAAUGAAUAAAACGAGGUCUUUUUAAUUUAAGC
This is a messenger RNA of Gamsiella multidivaricata, 1363 nucleotides long. Its product is annotated as NUDIX hydrolase domain-like protein. Bases 147 to 1316 code for a protein of 389 amino acids. Lineage: Eukaryota; Fungi; Mortierellomycota; Mortierellomycetes; Mortierellales; Mortierellaceae. The transcript has 3 exons. Gene Ontology annotation, molecular function: coenzyme A diphosphatase activity. The record is from RefSeq and is a predicted model, not a curated record.